AGUUAUCCUGUGCGGUGGCUUUUGUGUCUAAAAUGUCUCAGUAAUUUAGCUUAGUCCCCGUUACGAUAGCAGCGUUUUAUAAGUUUUCCGCUGAUAUGGACUGGAGCAGCAGUUAGGAGUCAGAGGACUCUAAGCGAAUCAAACAUGAAUAAAGGGUGGCUGGAACUCGAGAGUGAUCCAGGACUCUUCACGCUGCUGGUCGAGGAUUUCGGUGUCAAAGGCGUCCAGGUUGAAGAGAUUUAUGAUCUACAGAGCAAAUGCCAAAGCCCUGUCUAUGGCUUCAUUUUCCUAUUCAAAUGGAUAGAAGAGCGGCGGUCCAGAAGAAAGGUGUCCACCCUCGUGGAUGAAACGUCAGUCAUUGACGAUGAGAUCGUGAAUGACAUGUUCUUCGCCCAUCAGCUAAUACCCAACUCAUGUGCCACCCAUGCCCUUCUGAGCGUGCUCCUGAACUGCAGCGGCGUGGAGCUCGGAGCAACACUCAGCCGCAUAAAGGAGUUUACCAAAGGCUUCAGUCCAGAGAGUAAAGGUUAUGCAAUUGGAAAUGCACCAGAGCUUGCCAAAGCUCACAACAGCCAUGCCAGACCAGAGCCCCGACACCUGCCAGAGAAGCAGAAUGGGAUAAGUGCAGUGAGGACCAUGGAAGCCUUUCACUUUGUCAGCUACGUGCCGGUCAAGGACCGCCUAUUUGAGCUGGAUGGGCUCAAGGCUUACCCGAUAGAUCAUGGCCCCUGGGGAGAAGAGGAGGAGUGGACAGACAAAGCUCGGCGAGUCAUCAUGGAGAGGAUAGGACUGGCCACGGCUGGUGAGCCUUAUCAUGACAUCCGCUUCAACCUGAUGGCCGUGGUCCCUGACCGGAGGAUGAAAUAUGAGGCGAAACUGGAGAUCUUGAAGAAGAAUAGACAGACGGUGCUGGAGGGGCUCCAGCAGCUGAUCCGGAUGACCCAGCCUGAGCUGGUGCAAGGCAGCAAGCCACAGGAGGCCUCCUCCCCGGAGGACACGCCCCCUGCCGUGAAGCAGGAACUGGAAACAGACACUGACGCUGGGGCCACAGCUGCAUCUGAGGACACCCCACAAACAGAUUCCACUGAUAGCUCAAGUCUUCAGAGCCAGCCCCAGUCCACCACGAGCCCAUCUGGCCGAGCUAAAGCUCUGGGCAAGCAGUCAGCCCCCCUGGGGGCUGCCCCCACUGGGACCACCCCCAUGGUCACCCCCAACCCCAUCGUCCAGCGUCUGCCUGCCUUCCUGGACAACCACAACUACGCCAAGUCCCCCAUGCAGGAGGAGGAGGACCUGGCAGCUGGAGUUGGCCGCUCCAGAGCUCCGGGGCCCCCUCACCCACCGUACUCUGAUGAUGAGGAUGACUAUGAUUAUGAAGAUGAGGAGGAAUGUGGGACCACAGAGACACCUGUCAGGUUCAAAAGGAAGCUGGGCUUGAAGGCUGAAGGAGGUGGUAGCUCGGACGGCCAGCUGUCACUCCUGCAGCCCGGCUCCAUCACUGCCCUGGCAGAGAAGCUGAAGGAGAGUCAGAAGAGGGACCUCACCAUCCCCCUGUCUGUCAGGACGGAGGGCAGGACCGGAGGCAUCUGCAUCACGGCCCCCUCCCAGCCCUCGCCCACGCCAAGCAACGAGAGCACGGACACAGCCUCGGAGAUCGGCAGCGCCUUCAACUCGCCACUGCGCUCGCCCAUUCGCUCAGCCAGCGCCACGCGGCCCUCCAGCCCCGUCACCUCCCACCUGUCCAAGGUGCUGUUCGGGGAGGAGGAGGGACGGGACUGCCAACGCUAUCACCGGGCCGUGCGCGACCUGGGCGCCGCCGUCAGCUCCGCCCUGCUCCACCUGCAGGAGGACGGGGUGCUCUAUGCGCUGGCCAGCACAGGGGACCCCCACACAGAUGUUCCCAAGAACGCCCCAGCGGGGGAUGGGGACAAGGAGGAGACGAAGGAGCGGAGUGCUGUGGAGGUCAAGGUGGAGGACAGCAAGGACAGCACGGCGGUCAGGCCCGGCAAAGACAGGGUCGAAUCCGCAGAGCACAGCUGCAAGCCAGUCGGAGAAAAGUACUCCCCCAAAGAGCUGCUGGCCUUGCUGAAGUGUGUGGAGGCUGACAUUGCCAACUAUGAAGUCUGUCUCAAGGAGGAGGUGGAGAAAAGGAAGAAAUACAAGAUUGACGAUCAGAGGAGGACCCAUAACUACGAUGAGUUUAUCUGCACCUUCAUAUCCAUGCUGGCACAGGAAGGAAUGCUGGCCAGCCUGGUGGAGCAGAACAUCUCAGUGCGCCGCCGCCAGGGCGUCAGCAUCGGCAGGCUGCACAAGCAGAGGAAACCGGACCGCAGGAAACGCUCCCGGCCGUACAAGGCCAAGAGGCAGUGACUCGGGAGGACGCCCACCCCUCAGAGCGAGUCUGUCAGGCUCCCAGGGAGGCUUCUGGCUCUCUGACACGGGGUGGGGAGGGGGGUGGUCUACUGCUGGACUCUGUCUGCAAUAAGGGAAAACAGAAAUAUUAUAACUGCUUAUACAUCAACUGCUCUGAAGAGGCUUUCUUGC
Megalops cyprinoides (Indo-Pacific tarpon) is the source of this 2541-nucleotide messenger RNA. It is a transcript of the gene bap1, whose product is annotated as BRCA1 associated protein-1 (ubiquitin carboxy-terminal hydrolase). Bases 145 to 2367 code for a protein of 740 amino acids. The transcript has 17 exons. Lineage: Eukaryota; Metazoa; Chordata; Actinopteri; Elopiformes; Megalopidae. Gene Ontology annotation, biological process: ubiquitin-dependent protein catabolic process; protein deubiquitination. The record is from RefSeq and is a predicted model, not a curated record. Gene Ontology annotation, cellular component: cytoplasm. Gene Ontology annotation, molecular function: cysteine-type deubiquitinase activity.